UUCCUUCCACGUCGAAGGCGGUAUAUAACCCCCGGGGCUCCAACACAUGGACAUCCAGUAGUCCACUGCUGAGGAGUCGUACGGUCGAGCAGUCCGCGUCACCAUGAGGCAAUACGCAGCGGUGCUGGUCGCCGCCCUGGCCGCCUGCGCCCUAGCCGAGGAGGCCAACAAGUCCGGGGCCAAGGCGGACUCCGGCAAGCCCAAGCGAGGGCUGUACGGCGGCUUCGGCUACGGCUUCGGCGGCGAGCUGGGCGGCUACGGCGGCUACGGCGGCGGCUACGGCCUGCACGAGCCGGUGCACACCGUCACGCUGACCAAGGCGGUGCCCGUGCCCGUGGCGCAGCCCGUGCCCUACACGGUCGAGAAGCCCGUGCCUUACCCCGUCAAGGUGCCCGUGCACGUGCCCGUGGACAGGCCCUACCCCGUGCACGUGCCGCACGCCGUGCCCUACCCGGUGGAGCGUCCGGUGCCCUUUCCGGUGGAGAGGCCCGUGCCCUACCCCGUCAAGGUGCCCGUCAAGGUCCACGUGCCGCAGCCGUACCCCGUGCACGUGCCCCAGCCCUACGCCGUGCCCGUGGCCAAGCCGGUCGCGGUGCCCGUGCCGCAGCCGGUCGUCGUGCACAAGCCCGUGUUCGUCCACGGCGGCGGCUUCGGUCACUACGGCGGCGGCUUCGGUCACUACGGCGGCGGCUUCGGCCACUACGGCGGCGGCCUCGGUCACUACGGCGGCUUCCACUGAAGACACCUCCCUCCGGACGACCGUCCACCGUAUUUAUUCCUCUCGACGACGACCAAGGCGACCCAGGAUGCAAUUAUGUAAGUGUAAACACAAGUGGCCUAUUCUGUACUUUUCUACUCGAGCGAAAACACGAACAAAUAAAGCUGAUU
This is a messenger RNA of Bacillus rossius redtenbacheri, 888 nucleotides long. RefSeq names its product cuticle protein 64-like. The record is from RefSeq and is a predicted model, not a curated record. Lineage: Eukaryota; Metazoa; Arthropoda; Insecta; Phasmatodea; Bacillidae. Bases 104 to 739 code for a protein of 211 amino acids. The transcript has 2 exons.